Closterium sp. Yama58-4 is the source of this 1674-nucleotide messenger RNA. Lineage: Eukaryota; Viridiplantae; Streptophyta; Zygnematophyceae; Desmidiales; Closteriaceae. The record is from the annotation of a GenBank genome assembly.
AUGGCGCGCUCUCCCCAACGAGACCUGCCUCCCGCCGCUUGCAUAUUCUCCCGCCCCGCAUGCCUCUCCAAGCGCCUGCUCCCGCGUCAUCCGCCUGCUCCCGCGUCAUCCGCCUGCUCCCGCGUCAUCCGCCUGCUCCCGCGUCAUCCGCCUGUCCGGGGGCCUUCAAUAUUGAACCCUCUUCUCCCCAAAGCCCUUCCUCCCAUGUUCUCUUCCCCACACCCUUCUCCCCCAAACCCUUUUCCCCUUCCCCCAAACCCUCUUCCCCCAAACCCUGCCUUCCGAAACUCUCUGGCGGAGGUUGCAGCACGCAGGUGCAGCAGGGGGGGCAACACGCAAUGCCCUUCCACUCAUCCCUUUCUCCCUCUCCUUACCCCAUCGCCCCUCUACCAGGGACGACGGCACGGCGGAGGUGCAGCUGGGCUGCACGCGGGUCCUGGCGUCCGUGUCAGCCGCCCUCACGCUGCCCUUCCCCUCAUCUCUCUCUCUCCUGCUCUGCUCCUUCCCCCAUCCAUCCCCCAUCGCCCCUCUACCAGGGACGACGGCACGGCAGAGGUACAGCUGGGAAGCACGCGGGUCCUGGCGUCCGUGUCAGCCGCCCUCACGCUGCCCUUCCCCGACCGCCCCAACGAGGGCUCCCUGGCCGUCUUCACAGAGCUCGCCCCCAUGGCUGACCCGCGCUUCGUGCCGGGGCGCCCGGGGGAGGAUGCAAUAGAGCUGGGUCGCAUCAUUGACCGCGGGCUCAGGGAGAGCCAUGCAGUGGACACGGAGUCGCUGUGUGUGGUGGCGGGGAGGGCAGCGUGGGCGCUCAGGCUGGACAUUCGAGUCAUGGACAAUGAUGGCAACCUGGUGGACGCAUGCUGUUUAGCUGCCGUAGCGGCGCUGCUGGCGUUCCGCCGGCCAGAAGUGACAGUGGGGGGGGACGAUGGCAUGCAAGUGGUGGUGCACUCAGUGGAGGAGCGCGACCCCAUACCCCUAACGGUGCACAACCUGCCCCUGGCAGUCACCUUUGCCUUCUUCAACGACGGCAACGACGUGGUCAUGGAUCCGAGUUUCAAGGAGGAGGCAGCACAGGCGGGGCGCUGCACGGUGCUGGUGAAUGCGGUGGGGGAUGUGUGCAGCGUACAGAAGGGCGGGGGUGUGGGCGUCUCUCUCCCCCAGCUCAUGCGCUGCUGCCGCGUUGCUGCCUCUGUCGCUCAACACAUGAUCAAAACGCUAACGGAUAAGGUGGCAGCGCUGGCAGCCGAGAGGCAGAGGCGCAAGGUGAAGCGACACGCCUUCCCUGCUGCAGCUGCUAGUGCUGCAGCAGCGGGAUUGGACACUGCAGCAGUGGGGUCGAAUUCCGGGGUGAUUGGUGUGGCGGAAAUUGCCGCUGUUCAGAAGAAAGGAAGGGGCGUGCGGCAAGGGCAGGCGGGUGGGGAUGGUGGAGGGGGUGGGGUGAAGGACGAGAAGAUGGAGGAAGAUGGAGAGGAGGAGGAGGAGGAGGAGGAGGAGGAGGAGGAGGAGGAGGAGGAGGAGGAGGAGGAGGAGGGGGAGGAGGAGGAGGAGGGAUCAAGCGAUGGGGAGGAUGGUGAUGAGGAGGAAGAAGAGGAGGGCGGAGGGGACAAGGGGCGAGGAGGAGCAGCUGGAGGCGGUGUGGAUGCUCUAUUUGAAGGAGGCGUGUCGUCAUGGUGA